GAUUAUAAAUGUCAUACACAAGUUUGUUUACGAAAUUGCAUUUUUCUGUACAGCAACUACUCUGAAAAUUGUGAAUAUUAAAAAGAAUCCUUUUGUAAUUAGUGUUUGUAACAGUCAGACAUGUCUUCCUAUCAUCUAAGCACGAAGGAACGUCUGUUAGCCAUUGUGGACGACAUUGAAAUAAUCUCAAAGGAGCUAAUUGAGAAUACGAUUGCACCGAAGCACCAAAAAAUGUCCAGUGCGGACCAUUCCCAGCUGGUUGAGUUGCUGGUGUCCAAGGAUAAAGAAAUGAAGUCUACGCUUCAACUGGCAGCCGAACAAGCUGGCAUAGAGAAAAAAAUGGAUGGCCUCCGGCAACAAGUGAAGAAACAGGACGAAGAAAUCAAUCACCUGCAGAAGCAGCUCAAAGAAGCGGAACAUAUCCUUGCGACUUCUAUAUUCCAAGCCCGUCAGAAGUUGGCCAGUAUAUCGAAGGCAACUAAGCGGCCUGUAUCUUCGGAAGAAUUAAUCAAAUUCGCACACAGGAUCAGUGCAUCCAAUGCGAUAUGCGCACCGCUAACGUGGCAGCAGGGAGAUCUUCGGCGACCGUACCCGACUGACAUCGAGAUGCGUUUGGGUUUCCUGGGCAAGUCCGAUCUGAACAUCAACGGGCACAAUCUGCAGCACCAGAAUAGUUUGAACGAAAUGCAUCGGAACACAACGGCUGGGGCCGCCGGUGGUACCGGUGUAGCGGGAGCUCCCGCAGCUAGCGAAAUUCCCGCAUCGGCGCAAAAUCAGUUCGCUUGGCAUCCGUCCGGUGAGCUGCACAUGUCGAUGGGAUCCGGUGCCGGUUCGGUGUCGCUGGAUACUCGAUCCCACAAGGAUGCCUCCCAGGAUGACGUCGAGGUGAUGUCCACCGACAGUUCCAGCUCGAGCUCGAGUGAUUCGCAGUAGAAUGUCCGUAUGGCUUGUGAAUAUAUGCUGAUUUCUCAAUUGA
Messenger RNA from Malaya genurostris, 976 nucleotides. It is a transcript of the gene MED4, whose product is annotated as mediator of RNA polymerase II transcription subunit 4. Gene Ontology annotation, cellular component: mediator complex; core mediator complex. NCBI's taxonomy places the organism in Eukaryota, Metazoa, Arthropoda, Insecta, Diptera, Culicidae. The record is from RefSeq and is a predicted model, not a curated record. Gene Ontology annotation, molecular function: transcription coregulator activity. Gene Ontology annotation, biological process: regulation of transcription by RNA polymerase II. The transcript has 2 exons. Bases 121 to 933 code for a protein of 270 amino acids.